Spea bombifrons (plains spadefoot toad) is the source of this 734-nucleotide messenger RNA. RefSeq names its product venom serine protease inhibitor-like. NCBI's taxonomy places the organism in Eukaryota, Metazoa, Chordata, Amphibia, Anura, Pelobatidae. The record is from RefSeq and is a predicted model, not a curated record. The transcript has 3 exons. The coding region runs from base 130 to 636 and encodes 168 amino acids.
GACAUCAGACAUCUCCCCAGCCAGACAGAAAGAGGCGAGACGUCAGUGUUUUUAGAACUUGAAGAAAUACAGGAUUCCGAGGAGAUACCGACUACCGCUGUGUGAAACGACUCAACGCUAGAAGCCAAGAUGAUGAACAGGAUCGCCGUGAAACUUUUCCUGACACUUGGGCUCUGUCUGAUUGGGGUAUCUGCUCAAGAAACAGCAAGAUCCCAGCCAGAUGCAUUUUGCGAGCCCAAUAAAAUAUUUUACCCCUGCAAGCCUUGCCCCAGAAGCUGCGGGAACGUCGAGAUCCCGUGCUUGAAGCUUUGCCAGCCUGAGUGUUACUGCAAGCCCGGCUUCGUCCUCUCGUCGCCAACAUCCAACACGUGCAUCCCGGAGAGCGAGUGCACCUCCUGCGGCCCCAACGGGAAAUUCGACGACUGCAACUCCCAUUGCCAAGACACAUGCGACAAUUACCUGCAGCCAAACCGGGCCUGCCCCAUGAUGUGCUCCCCGGGCUGCGUGUGCCAAAAGGGCUUCGUCAUGCACAAUAACCAGUGUAUCAAGCCAGAAGCCUGCCCCAGGAGCGCCAGAUCCUUCAGCCCAUUACUCUUACCCCUACUGGCUGGGAAACUCAACAUCACCAGACAGUAACGAGGCCCUUCAACCUUAACUACGCAUCCUAAUAUUUUAUUUUUUCUGCACUUUUUUUUCAUCUAUGCUUUAAAUAAAAUAAAUUAUAUUUAACUUUU